Aureobasidium subglaciale EXF-2481 is the source of this 726-nucleotide messenger RNA. RefSeq lists its product as uncharacterized. The record is from RefSeq and is a predicted model, not a curated record. The transcript has a single exon. Lineage: Eukaryota; Fungi; Ascomycota; Dothideomycetes; Dothideales; Saccotheciaceae. Bases 93 to 533 code for a protein of 146 amino acids.
AAUCGAAGCAAUUUAUCAGUGUUCUCGCCUUCUACCGAAACUCUGACAAAGUGCGGUUCAUCAGCCGCAGGUGCACCAUUUCUCGCAAUUGUAUGGUGUCCCCUGCUCAUAUCAUGGCUCGGGUAUCGAGUGCGUGCGUUGAUCCCACCGCGAGUUUUCCACGGAGCUUGGUUCUUGCUACGGCCCUAUGGAUAGCCGCACACGGGAUUGCCGAUAGCUAUCGAAGACACUGGCUGAGAUCUCUGCUGUUUCGGAGAGCAUUUAAGCGAGGCACACCAUCUCUCACAGCCAGGCACGAUCUAGGAUCAUCUAGGUUGGAGUCGGUCUGCCCCGAAAGGGUCAUUACUCGGGAUGAUCCAUUGCUUGACUAUGGGUUGUGGCAGCCCGUGGCUACAAGAAUACGGACAAGCCUACAUUUCAAUUUACCUGGGAACCACGCCAAGUGUGAAUUCAGGGCCGCCUAUUCAUCUCGGUCGACCCGCCAGUUUCUUCGGCUUGUGUUUGGUCUCAAGUCUUCAUGCACCCUGCUCUGAUGAACUCGAUCUGCUGUUUGAAAACUGCAGUCAGUGGUCAUGGAAAGUCGGCAGAAUGCGAUUGUCAUUCCAGAAGUCAUAUUUGCCAUCCUGGCUGGAUCGAUUGUGUUCUGGAGAAUCAUCAACAACGUAGUCCUGAAGAACUUAUACAGACUUGCUGACCUGCUCAUCUUUCUGGCUUUGGUAAUGACCA